AUGCUGAAAGAAAUGCAGAUAAUUUGUUUUCUGGCAAUCGUCCCCUGGUUACUUUCUGCCUAUGAGGCCCCUGAAGACAAGGAAGACAUCUUUGCCAGCAAGGCCUGUCCUGCAUUUCUCAUCUUUAACAGUAUUGCCUUCCAAGCUUACAUGACAGUUGAACUUCCUUGUCACUGUAAACCAGAAGAGGCUAACUCAGUUGUUUGGUACUAUCAGAAACAAACUGGCACUAUGAACACCAAGGUCCUCACAGACUUUGAUGGAACUAAAGUGGUGGAAUCAUCCAAAGUUGGCCGAGAUUCGGAUCUGCGCAAUCGUUUUUCCAUCCGGUUGUUUAGCCUGCUGAUCUUCAGGGUUCAGAAAGCUGACUCAGGCCACUAUAUCUGUGGCACAACCUCAGGGGAGUUCUUCUACGGCUAUCAUGUUGACGUCCAGGAGGUCCAUCAGGUUUUCUUUCCCUGGGACCUCAAUCAGAAAACACCAGGAUAUGUAGCAGAUCCCAACAGCACAGAUCUGUUUCAGGUGUUCACCAGCUACAGGGCUUGGUCUACGUGUGAUCGAUGCGACAUUCAGGGAGAGCAGAUCCGUGUAGGUCUUUGUUAUGUCAAAAGCAACUACUUACAUGUACGUUACCGCAGUGAAUUGGAAACAGUGGCUCCCUGUGGCUCUCCAGCCGUUCCCGAGCAGUUUGGACUUUCAAGCAGUACCUGUGGAGCAGAGCUUCAGGUAAGGAGCUGUGACACUGCAUGUCCUUCAAAACCUACAGCAUCCCCAGAAAGAGAAGCUCUGCUAAAUUUCCUGGAGUAUGAUGAUCGAGGUUCAGGUGUCCCCAUCCACUACCAUAACCACCCCAUAGACUCUGAUCUGAUCUUGACCUGCCCUGGCCCCAAACCACAGUAUGCUGUUGCCUGGGAUAAAGGCUCAACACCACUUUACCGCUCUCAGUAUAUGGAGGGACUCAAUAAGACUUCUCGUGUCUUCAUUGACACAGGUCACCAUCUACACUUCAGACCUGUCCGGCUGGAAGAUAAAGGCUCUUAUUUCUGCUGGAUCCAAGGAAAGCUGUCUGCGGAGAUCAGACUGGGAGUAUAUCUGCGUUUGGGCCAAUUGCGCCAAAUCUCUGACCCAGAGUCUCUAUAUGCUUUACAAGCUAUACUUGUUUGCUACAUUGGUAUUACUGUUUUGUUUUUCCUCACGGUGUUAGUGAGAUUUGUUUGGCAGUUAAGCAAGGAAUAAAAGACUGCAGCAAUAACAGAA
Messenger RNA from Misgurnus anguillicaudatus (oriental weatherfish), 1257 nucleotides. RefSeq names its product Ig-like V-type domain-containing protein FAM187A. The record is from RefSeq and is a predicted model, not a curated record. NCBI's taxonomy places the organism in Eukaryota, Metazoa, Chordata, Actinopteri, Cypriniformes, Cobitidae.